AUGUCUUUGCUGACGGUCAACGACAGACUGACGCUUGGAGAUAAGUUCAAAGGGACAGUGAGGUAUAUUGGGAGAAUAAAGUCGAAGGACGGGAAGUGGAUAGGAUUGGAGCUGGAUGACCCUGUAGGGGCCAACAAUGGAAGUGUCAAUGGAGUAAGAUAUUUUCACUGCAAGGACAGGCAUGGAAUAUUCAUAAGAUAUGAGAAGAUCAGAGAGGGUCUUGUGUGCGAGCCCAGAGACAUAGGCGAGCCAAGGACUUUGGAACACCAGGCUCACGUCUACGAAUCAAAGAUAAGAAGGCUGGAGGAAACGAUAGAGGGACUUAAAAAUACAGAGAGAGAGGAGAUAGUUGGGCUUCGAAGGGAGAACGAGGAAAUAAAAAAGACCAUUCUUUUCCUUCAAAGGAGAAUGGGCCUGGUGGAGCCGGAGAGAAAUGAGAAAGUUUACUCUGAAUUGAAAGAACUUGCAGAAGAAAGCAAAAAGCAUGUGUCGGACAUGGUAGAUCUUGUUUCCGAUGUGUGCGAGAUUCUGAAUAGAGGUAAGACGAUGAGAGGGAGUUCUGUCAAAGAAUGCGAAAGACACAGAGUUGUGUUUCUAGUCAGCAGGAUCAUCGACGGGGUUCUAGACGGUGACAUGGAAGCUGUUGAACACUUUAAGAAGGAGUUUGGAGAUAUAAUGAAGAAGCAUGGAAUAAGUGUUGGAUAG
Molecule: messenger RNA, 705 nt
Organism: Encephalitozoon intestinalis ATCC 50506
Lineage: Eukaryota; Fungi; Microsporidia; Unikaryonidae
Product: dynactin complex subunit
Exons: 1
Coding region: 1-705 (234 amino acids)
Source: RefSeq, a predicted model, not a curated record